Messenger RNA from Sapajus apella (tufted capuchin), 3985 nucleotides. It is a transcript of the gene DEPDC1B, whose product is annotated as DEP domain containing 1B. The transcript has 11 exons. The record is from RefSeq and is a predicted model, not a curated record. Gene Ontology annotation, biological process: positive regulation of Wnt signaling pathway; intracellular signal transduction. NCBI's taxonomy places the organism in Eukaryota, Metazoa, Chordata, Mammalia, Primates, Cebidae. The coding region runs from base 269 to 1777 and encodes 502 amino acids.
UAUUGUUGUAACUUCACAGAUAUAAGGAUAAAGAAGCUGAGUUGUCAUGAAGUUAUUUGAAAGUAACAUUUAAGAGAGAUACCUGGUUUUUGUCUUCAAGGUUGCUAUGAGAUUUAGCAGUUCACGUGCACCCUAGUGGCAUCUUGCAGUGGAAGGAAAGUGGAUUUUUUCAGUUCUUAACCAUGUGCCAGGCCCUGUGCAACCAGUAUAUGGCAGAACUGGGAUAUGAACUCAGUGGAAUGAGACCGUGGAGCUUUUUCGUGCUAAGAUGCCAUUACGGAAACAUCGCUGUCGUUUCAAGAGCUAUGAGCAUUGUUUCACAGCAGCUGAAGCUGUGGAUUGGCUGCAUGAUCUGCUGAGGUGCAAUCAAAACUUUGGCCCCGAAGUGACUCGCAAACAAACGAUCCAGCUGCUAAAAAAAUUCCUCAAGAAUCACGUUAUUGAAGACAUUAAGGGAAAAUGGGGUCAGGAAGAUUUUGAAGACAAUCGUCACUUAUACAGAUUUCCUCCUUCUUCACCCCUGAAGCCAUAUCCAAAGAAGCUCCCAUACCAAAAGGAUGUUAUUAAAUUUCCAGAAUGGAAUGAUCCCCCACCAGGCACUUCACAAGAGAACAUCCCAGUGAGGCCAGUUGUGAUGAAUUCUGAGAUGUGGUACAAGCGUCACAGUAUUGCUAUUGGAGAGGUACCAGCUUGCCGUCUUGUUCACCGCAGACAACUAACAGAGGCCAAUGUGGAAGAGAUAUGGAAGUCUAUGACGUUAUCAUAUUUACAGAAGAUUCUUGGCCUGGAUUCCUUAGAAGAAGUUUUAGACAUCAAACUUGUCAAUUCAAAGUUCAUCAUCCAUAAUGUAUAUAGUGUUAGCAAGCAGGGAGUUGUUAUUCUUGAUGACAAGUCAAAAGAACUUCCUCAUUGGGUGCUGUCAGCUAUGAAGUGUUUGGCAAAUUGGCCCAACAGUUGUGAUUUGAAGCAGCCUAUGUACUUGGGAUUUGAAAAAGAUGUCUUUAAAACCAUAGCUGAUUACUAUGGUCACUUGAAAGAGCCUCUACUAACAUUUCAUCUUUUUGAUGCUUUUGUCAGUGUACUGGGUUUGUUACAGAAAGAGAAAGUAGCAGUUGAAGCAUUUCAGAUUUGCUGCCUUCUCCUACCUCCUGAAAAUAGGAGGAAGUUACAGCUAUUGAUGAGAAUGAUGGCAAGGAUUUGCUUAAACAAAGAGAUGCCACCCCUGUGUGAUGGCUUUGGCACCAGAACACUGAUGGUUCAGACAUUUUCCCAUUGCAUCUUGUGUUCCAAGGAUGAAGUGGACUUGGAUGAGUUAUUAGCUGCGAGAUUGGUAACAUUUCUGAUGGACAAUUGCCAGGAAAUUCUGAAAGUCCCUUUGGCCUUGCAGACCUCUAUAGAAGAGCGUGUGGCUCAUCUACGAAGAGUCCAGAUAAAAUAUCCAGGAGCCGAUAUGGAUAUCACUUUAUCUGCUCCAUCAUUUUGCCGUCAAAUUAGUCCAGAGGAAUUUGAAUAUCAAAGAUCAUACGGCUCUCAAGAACCUCUGGCAGCCUUGUUAGAGGAAGUUAUAACAGAUGCCAAACUCUCCUGCAAAGAGAAGAAGAAGAAACUGAAGCAGUUUCAGAAAUCCUAUCCUGAAGUCUACCAAGAACGAUUUCCUACACCAGAAAGUGAAGCACUUCUGUUUCCUGAAAAACCCAAACCUAAACCACAGCUGCUAAUGUGGGCACUAAAGAAGCCUUUCCAACCAUUUCAAAGAACUAGAAGUUUUCGAAUGUAAUAAUACUUCCAUAGCAACAGGAGCUAGAGACCACUGUUGUUGUUUUGAGUGAAUGGUGGUUAAGAUAAAGACUAUGGUGGUGGAAGAAAGAAAAGCAUAAAACAAAAACUACUGAAAUAUAUAUAAAGAUCGCCUUACUUUUUAAAAAAAUGCCGAACCAUUAGUAUUUUUGUAAAACUCAAUGCUAUUUUUAAAGUGUACAAAUCAGUUAAAAUUUAUGAGUCAAAUAUAUAGUGAUAAUGUUAACAUGUUUGUAAUUGUUACAAAAUUUAAGGGUAUUUUUUAUCUCUUUGUUCUCUUCUUCAUGGUGUUUAUUAAAUAAUUGUUUGUAUAGAUAUCCUAGUUACUGAUAUCUUUAUUAAAGCCUUAAGACUUAACUUUCAGUCUUAAAAAUAAUGUGUAUACUUGAAUAAGAAAGACACUGGGUAUUGUUACUGUGAUGCUUUUGACUUAGUAGCCAAUUGUGAUUUCUCCUGUAUAAAUUCCAGUUUUUAUUGUUGUACACAAUUUUUUUAAUGUCCUGUAUUGUGAUGGCCGUGUCCUUUUUUGCAGAUUUAUUGGAUGUUAUGACAGAUUUUGCUAAAGCUGGUGUUUUUAUAACAUAUAUAUUCAUUGAUAUUUAUCUAUAAAUGGAGUAGAUUUUCAUCUGCCUGCGACGGUAUAAUUUCAGUCUUAGCUAAAGGUGAAAGGUUGAGCUGGAUCAAUUCUUUGGUUACCCUUAGACCUGUGAUUCUAAGUCAAACAUAAAUGAGUUAAAUAAAAUGAGACUACUUCCUUUAUAAAUAUAUUUUCAUCCUUUUGAAAGUAAGUGAAAUGUAAAUAAAUACCAUUUAUUUUUUUUUUUAAAUGCCAUACCUCAUGUUUCUUUUUUGGCAUUUAUUUAGAUCAGUUAGAGAGCAUCCUCAAAUGCCUUUACUAGUGGUCUUACAUCAGUCAUUUAUUUCUGUGAGAAAGUAAAAAGUAAGAUUUGGGCUUUUGUACUGACUAUCCUUUAGGUGAGCACUUUGACAAUUUUUUAGUGUUGCUUUGCCCUUUUAUAAAAUCGUGGUUCACUUGGAUUAUGGAGCACCUGAAAGUCUUCCUCUGAGUACAAUUACCCAAAAAGCUGAGAGCGACACUCACUAGUUGGCUUAUAGUACUCCUUGGACUGAUUUUCCCUUGCACCUACGGUUUGCUCCUGUUCUCUUGUAGCAAAAUACCUCCUACGACUGAUGCAGAUUUUGCUUUUAAAAAUAUAUCAAAGUAUUCCUAUUCAUUUGGGUACUACCUUACAGUCCAACUAUGUAAUGUAAUGGGCAAUUUUUAGUGUUUGGGGAUUCAUUCUCAGACUUUGGCAUUCUGUUUAGGGCAAAGAAUAAUUCUUCUUUCUACUUUAUUUGAACUCCAAAGUAGAGUUUAUUUUUCAGAAUCUCUUUUCCUGUUGCUGUCUUUGGAAGUUUGUGUGGAUUUUUGCUCCUUUUUCUUUUUUUUGUUUUUAGACUACCUAAAGAAAAAAGUAUAACAUACUUAUGGAGAGAUCAUAAAACAUAAGCACCACCUAAAUGUGAAAUUGAAAAAUAGAUAAUAGCAAUUAUCCAAAGUGGUUGUGCCAAUUAAUACUCCCAUUAACAGUGUAUAUGAAUUCCUUUUGUUUAAUAUCCUCAUCAAAAUUUGCUGUCAGAGUUUGAAAUGUUGUCAGUGUGGUAUUAAUAGUGCCUAAUUAUGGUUUUAUUUUACAUUUUCAUGAUUACUGAUAUGGCUAAACAUUUUUUCCAUUUUUUUUUUUACUUUUUCAUCUUUGUACAUAUUUUAAUAUCAGAUUGUCAAGCCUAUACAUACACAAAGACACACACACCCCUUGUUUAAUUUUCUUAAAAUUUUGAAUGUAUUUAAUCUAUUGAUCACUUUGGAGAGAAUUGCUAUCUGCAAUAUUAGGUCUUCUAGUCCAUGAACAUGGUUUGCCCAUUCAUUUAUUUGAAAUAAGUGAGAAAAAAAGUUGUUUUUUCUGUUAAGAUUUGAAAAUCUUUUGUUAGAUUUACUCCCAAGUAUUUGCUACUUUAAAAAAAUGUUAGUAUCAAAAGUUUCAGAGGAUAGUACCCAUCUCUUGCUUCAACAGUUAUUGAGCUGAUCAGUGCUGAUGUUCAAUUCUUUUAUAAAUGAUGAUAUUGUAAAAUUUCCUUGUACUCUUUGUUGCUUGUAUAUGAUAUAAAACUGAUUUUUGUUUCCUGA